This is a messenger RNA of Mizuhopecten yessoensis (Yesso scallop), 3905 nucleotides long. RefSeq names its product monocarboxylate transporter 9-like. Lineage: Eukaryota; Metazoa; Mollusca; Bivalvia; Pectinida; Pectinidae. The transcript is spliced from 6 exons. Gene Ontology annotation, molecular function: monocarboxylic acid transmembrane transporter activity. Gene Ontology annotation, biological process: monocarboxylic acid transport; transmembrane transport. The record is from RefSeq and is a predicted model, not a curated record. The coding region runs from base 108 to 1481 and encodes 457 amino acids.
UUUGUUUGUUUAAAUAGUAUCGCUCCGAGUCAGAAGAGUUCAGAAGAGUUCAGAGUAUACACUGUAAUAGGACAUGUCGUACAUCGCCAGACCAGACAGCUGUCCUAAUGGCGGGGUGGCGUGAGGACGGGCGAUGUAUCCCCGAACGCCAUGUUGUGCUGGUGUCGGCCUUCCUUACCAUGUUCUUUGGCUCGAGUCUGAUGUCGGCAACAGGGAUAAUUCACAUCGCUCUGCUGGAUCUCUUUCAGGAAUCCAUUCCCGUCACUACCUGGACCGGAGCACUUUUCAACGCCUGCUUCUGUCUAGGGGCUCCUUUGGCCGGAGUGGUAAUCAAUACAGUAAGCUGUCGUGCGUGCAUCAUCUGUGGAGCUGUACUUAACCUAAUAGGAUUUGGAGUGUCCAGCUUGGCCAGCAACAUAUACGUCCUGUAUAUCACUUACGGAAUAAUAGCGGGUACCGGUCAGGCGUUCGUUUACACUGGCUCUUUCGUAGUGGUUGGUUUUUACUUCGGAAAGCAGAGAAGUUUAGCUACAGGAGUAGUGGUGGCAGGAUUUGCUGUGGGUAUGGUAGUCUUUCCGUCCCUCACUCAGAUCCUUGUGGACGGGUAUGGCCUAAAGGGUACAUUCCUAAUUUUAUCAGCUGUUGGCUUUCAGACGUGUGUGUUCGGUACCAUUAUCGCCCCGGGCCGGACAGAACGGGCGUUAUACUCCGAGGCACAGAGACGGAGGGAAAUAAGUAAACCUUCCCUGUGUAAACGAUUGUUUGAUGAUGCAAGGAUAUUGGGUAAAAUGUCGUUUCUUAUUUUCUGUGUGAGCAUAUUCUUAUGGUGUAAAUCUUUAUCUAUUGUCACUUUGUAUGUGACGGAUUUUUAUCAUUCAACCGGAUCAAGUAUGGUGGAAGCUGCCUUUCUGACGUCAUUGAUUGGGAUAGGAAGCAUAAUAUCACGUGUUCUGGUUGGAAUUGCCGCCGUUGACGGUGGUGUAGACCGGCAGUUAUUGUACUUUGGAUCGUACGGAGUGAUUGGUGUGCUGACCUUGACCUCACCAUUUUAUUGCACGAGCUACUGGAGCAAGGCCUGCUUCUCCUCCCUAUUUGGCCUCUAUACGGGAGGAUCAUGGACACUACUCGGUCCGAUCACCGUGGAACUAGUAGGGAUUCAAAACCUGGCCAGUGGGUUUUCUAUUGAGAUGGCUGCUGCUGGACUUGGCUUCCUGUCGGGUCCAAUUAUAUGUGGUUACAUGAUGAAUGGAAUGGACAAAUUUAGUUACGUAUUUGGGUACGCAGGAAUGAUGCAUUUUCUUUCAUUCUUCUCUGGGCUGUUAAUGGCGUUGUUCACGCAACAGGAUUCGAAGGCCAGAGUUUGUCAAGAUCAGAAGCCAACACUGACGUCCGAGAAAGUGGAGGACAUUGUUGUUUUAUACGACACCAAUGCAGAAAAGAAAGCAUUCCUUACAGAGUCUACAGACCAUAGGAGUCAAUAACCUUUGACCUUUGAUACAGGCGUGCCACUGAUCUCUCCCAGGGUUCCAUGCGCUGUUCCUGUUUUCCCAUGUUUUUUACGCUCUAAACCCUUGGAGAUCUUCUUCUUCUCCUUUAGGUGUAGGGCCUCCAUCAAUAAUGACGAUUAUGCCCUCGAGGUCCUAUCACAGAGGCGUGAAAAAGGGGUUAUUUACAGUGAUUAGUUUUUGGGGGGGGGGGGGUUGUGUUAGUGCAAGGUAUGGAUAAAAAGAUAAAAGCUGCGUAUGUUUUAGCGUGUGGUAAGGGCUUCAAGGGCUGCAUAGGGUAUGUGUGCCUUGAUAAGUCCUCUAGUUUUGUGCAUUGUACUGCUGCUAUUGGAAGGAGAUUCCAUUGUGUAAUUGUGUGUGGAGAGAAUGAAUAUGUGGUCCCUAAAGAAGAAGAAUGAAUAUGUGUAGCAGAUAUGUGUGUGUAUGCGUGAGGGUUUGCAUCUCUGGUUUGAGGUCUACGGGUGUGAGUAUAUAUGUUGGGUUUAUAGCUACGAUUUGGUGUACAAUGUUGUAAAAAAAAAAAGGAUCAUUCUUGUGUGAAAGCGCCGUGUUUGUAGUGUUGGCCAUUGUAGUUGUGGAUCAUAUCUGUUACGGAGCUAGUGUUGUGGUAUCUGUUGUUUACGUAGCGUGCUGCUCUUCGUUGUGUUUUUUUCUAUUUGUUUGGUGUGUGUUGUGUGGAUCCCAAAUGGAAGAGCAGUAUUCGAGUUUUGGUCUGACUCGUGCUUUGUAUGCCUGUUCUUUUAUAUGUGGUGAGUUUAAUUUAAGUUGCGUUUUAGAAGACCUGGGGACCUAUUGGCAUUAGCUGUGAUGUUGUUAAUAUGUUUGUCCCAUCGUAGGCUAUUGUUGUAAUGUUAAGUCUAAGUAUUUGCUGGAUUCUAAUUGGUGUAAAGUGUGGUUGUGAAGUUUGUAGUCAUGUUGUAUUUUGUUGCCUUUCGGUGUAAUGUUGAGUAUAUUGCAUUUGUCAGGGUGAAAUUUCAUUAACCAGUCCGUCUCACAUUGUCCUGCUGGACUACAGGGGUUACUAGAUAAUCGGGUCUGUUAAAUCCCAGUUGUUUGCAUUUUUAUAUCAAGUUUAUAUAUACAGUUAACAUGCAGGAGUUUGUUUUUAAAUAAUUAAAUGCUAACACGUCUACCUUGGACGAAACUGAAUCAAUAUGCAUGGUAUGUUCGCAGACCGAUUUUUAACUCAGAAAGGAGGUUAAAUUAAAAAGCCAUUUAAUUUCAUAUUAUUUAUUAUGAGCGUUUCGCUGUAUUCAAGUAAAAAAAAAUCAGAAAUAAUUCAUUAUAAACAAUUUGAUAUACAUCAUACUGGAUGAUUGCUGUGAAUGACUUAAAGACCAUAAAUUAAAUGAGAAAGUUAACUUGGUAUAUACUUUAUUUAUCACUUAUAUAUUUCGGCAGCAUCAUUAGGUGAAUAUUUGUUUGUCUUCACAGGAAUACCUGUAGAUGCAUUUGUAUCUCUUUGUUUUGGGGGUAAACCUAACAAGUAAGCGAAAAUAUGCCACAUGUCUUUCAUAUUUGAUAUGUGUCGUAUUGAUUUAUCUCCACGUUAUAUUCCCCGGCUCAUAGUGUCACGGUGUCAGUCAUGUAAAUAGAAGCGUGUCAAUUUUGUAACUUAGCAUGCAGAAGUGUAUUCGGCAUCGCUGUGAUAUUAUUGCUCGAAUGUCAGUAUUGGGAUAGGACGAUGAUUAUAUACGAGACUGAUAUAACGUAAGUGUAUGUGUACGAUGAACGCUCAGCGGUGUAGUGUAUGAAGGGAGAUAACCAGGUAACCGUUGCGGUAAUGGCUGCGUGUGUUGUACCAAUCGGGAACCGUCGGCACUUUCCGUAAACGAGAAAAUAUCGACGGUUCCCGAUUGGUGUUGUACAGGUUCAGUACUUACCUCCUUUCUCUAUGUAAGAAUUCGGUUUUAUAGAGUCGAUGAUUGAUCAAUUUCCUUCUCAUUAUGCGCUGUUGUAUUUUGUAUGUGAUGGCUAAUUUCUACACUAGCGAAAAACUAAAGACACUUUCUAAGUUGUGUAACCAUUUGUUUUUCAUACCGAUGCUGUGAUUAUGUACAUAAAGAAUGUUUGUGUAAAUUAAGAGAAUAAAUGACGGUUUAUGUAUAAUGCUAUAAUGCCACUCAUGUAUAUGAACCGAGUAAACUUCGUUUCGGUUUAUAAGACUAUGAACCGAAUUGAGUAGUAAUAGGAACUACAAUGUAUGAACCUCAUCGGGAAAGCAGUUUAAAGUUUACACGUAACCAAAAGUCGAAAACUGAUCGUGGGCUGGGUGUACACACCCUUUGUGUCUUUACUACUCAGGAACCGGAUGUGCUGUUAACUUGUUGAUUGUUAAGUAUUAUAUAUAACGAAGUAAUAUAUUUAACUGUUAACGUUGCAAUAAAGUUGUUAUUUCUG